CGUUUGGUAGCCAGCUACCUCAAUAUUUACAGCCGCCACCAACCAUCCAUCUUCGUUUGCGUAAAGACAUUGGAUAAAGAGACUUGGCCGCGGUAGAGAACCCGUGAUUGCAGUUUCAUUAAACCGGCAAAAACAAUCUGAGGUCCAGCAUUGUACUUUCAUCAUCGGAAAUGGAUGACGAAAGAAGCAACGAUGAAGACAAUGGAGGCGAAGUUUCGGACCAGGCCGCUGCCGCUGCCCCUCCCGAUAUACUUCCUGUUGAGGAAGAAGAUCACGAAAGAAAUCCGCCACCGCCUGUCGUCCCGGUGCAUGCCGAGGCUGUUAGCAUCCUACAGCUGCAUCGAGCACCACCUAACGCGAACUUUCACGGGAGCGCUACCUCGUCAUCCUCGUGUGCAGUCUCAGCUUCCAACCAAUCUCUCCUGCGUCAACAAGCUCACUCACCAGUGUCCAAUGCUACGCACGGUUUAGAGGUCUCUGCGCGAUCUUUCCAGGGAGGCUAUCGGAGGAGUUACGAAGCUCCAUUCCAACAGCUAGCUUUCUCGGACACCAGCCCGGAACUAGACAUGGAAGAUCCAAAUGCAUCAGAGCAAUCUAGUGGAUGGAGUGAUGUGGCGCAUUCCCAAGAUCAUGGCAAUGGGGGAGUACCACCAUCGCCUCGAUCGUUGCAUGCAGGGGCUUUAUUGAACGGAAACUUUUACACUUUUGGUGGAUACGACGGCAAUCAACGAGUUAAUACAUUUCAUGCGUUUUCAUUUGCGGAAAAACGUUGGUCACCCGUUUUUCCCUCAGCGAAUUCGUCACCACCUCCGACUCCCAGAGAUAGGCACGUCGCUGUGGCGUUUGGAAAUGCAUUUUAUGUGCACGGGGGUUUUGAUGGCACCUCCCGAGUAGCCGACUUUUGGGCUUUUGACUUUUCCACAAUGAGUUGGCGCGAGAUUGUAGCUCUCCAGGGUAGGCAUCCUUCGCCUCGCCACUCUCACGCAGCAGUUGUGCACGGACACUCGAUGUAUAUCUUUGGUGGAUAUGAUGGAUCCUACAAAUCAGAUUUACACGAGUUCGACUUUACUACGUCAAGGUGGAACGCAGUACCGGCUGUCGGGCGACGUCCGCGAGCACGAUAUCGAGCAACCUGUGUUGUACACAAGAACUCCAUGAUCCUAUACGGCGGACACGAUGGAACUCGGCAUUUGUCCGACACUCAUGUGUUUGAUAUCGACACCAAAACGUGGGCCAUCCUAUUGACUGAAGGGGCUCCACCUGUACCACGUGAUUCGCAUGUUAGCGUGAUUCAUAUGAAUAGUAUGUAUGUCUUCGGGGGGAGUACUGGAAGUGCGAUGAAUGAUCUACAUGAACUCCAGCUACCUUCAAGUUCUUCGAUGUCUGCGAAAUGGCGAAGCAUCAAUGCUUCUCAUGCUGAACAACCGCGCCACCGUUUUUGUCACGUAGCCGUCGUCCACAGCGAUGCCAUGUUUGUCUUUGGUGGAUACGAUGGCUCAGACAGGCUCAACGACUUUAUACGGUUCGAUUUUACGGUGUACGACUUGAGCUUUGAGGUCCCACAGUCCACUUUGAUUGCUGAUUUCCGAUCGAUGAUCAAUGACGUGACACUGUCUGACGUUUCCUUUAUUGUUGAAGGACGGGACUCUCCAAUCUACGCCCACAAGCUCAUGCUGGUCCGUUGCCCGUACUUUGAGUCACUUUUUCUUGGCAGCAUGAGAGAAUCCCGUCAAGCCACAAUUUAUAUUGAACAAGUGUCGUACCCUAUCUUUUUGGCCACUUUGGAAUAUUUGUACACUGACCAUGUAUCCAUCUCCUUAAAAAAUGCCAUGGAACUGUUUGAAGCGGCCGACCUUUUUUGCAUACCGCGGCUUAAGACAAUGUGUGAAAAACGGAUGCUUCAAUCAAUAACUGUAGAGAACGCAGCAGGUAUCUUUCUCGCUGCCGACAUGCAUUCUGCUUCUGCUCUCCGUCAGAAGGUGAAAAAGUUCAUUCUGAGUAACUUUGAGGAGGUGAGCAAGAGCAGCUGUUUCGAAGAAAUGGGACGCAGCAACAUUGAACUUGUCUUUGAACUAUUGCAAAGCCGAUAAAUCAAGUGACGGCCUUCUGAUUGCUUACGGUGCAAUGGAGGAUGAUCACAAAUGCUAUUCACAGUGAAUCUCGAGUGCAGUAUAUAGGUUGAGGUAAAGGGCCUUUAAUUCGCUCAUUUGGGUGACGUGAACAGAUAGUUUGUAUCAACAAAAACUGGACACGGAAGAUGUUUUUAUUU
Messenger RNA from Phaeodactylum tricornutum CCAP 1055/1, 2269 nucleotides. RefSeq lists its product with no specific name. Bases 171 to 2090 code for a protein of 639 amino acids. The transcript has a single exon. Gene Ontology annotation, molecular function: protein binding. The record is from RefSeq and is a predicted model, not a curated record. Gene Ontology annotation, cellular component: Golgi apparatus. NCBI's taxonomy places the organism in Eukaryota, Bacillariophyta, Bacillariophyceae, Surirellales, Neidiaceae.